Cyclospora cayetanensis is the source of this 1671-nucleotide messenger RNA. RefSeq lists its product as uncharacterized. NCBI's taxonomy places the organism in Eukaryota, Apicomplexa, Conoidasida, Eucoccidiorida, Eimeriidae. The record is from RefSeq and is a predicted model, not a curated record. Gene Ontology annotation, molecular function: zinc ion binding. Bases 1 to 1671 code for a protein of 556 amino acids. The transcript is spliced from 13 exons.
AUGGCGGCUCAAGAGUCCGGAUUCACUCGGCUAUCUGACGACCACAUGGCAGGAGUAAUUCGACAUUCAGACGAAUGGGGAUUCAUUGAAUACUUGCUCCAAAUGGAGGCUAGGACUUCACGCAUUAAGCUCCUUCAGGCGUGGCAUUUGCCGUCCUCACUGCUUGUGACCCAAUUUGAGAAGCGCACAGCACGAAGGCUCGUGGUGUACUCCUUUGUCGACUCCUCCAUGCUUGACGAAGACAAUUCCAUCCAAGACGUUGCCAGACGCGGCUUCAAAAUUGGCCCGCGUGGUAUGAAAUUCGUUCUCGGAAACUUCAGCUUGCAGGGGAUUCCUUUGCUGCGAGGAGGGCUAGAGGGAGCCCCAGAUCCUUUUGCACUUCCAUCUUCCGAGCAACUCUCCAGCGCGGCAGAAAGAAGGAAAAAUGAACGAUUAGAGUUCAUGGAAGCUGCAAGAACGCAGCUGCUCAGCGGAGAACGGCGAGUCUAUGAAUUCUUUCUAUGUAAAGUUGGUGUGGGACAUUCAGUGGUAAUGUCUGAUGAAAGGGAAGCUUCGGGAGAGCGGACCACGCUUCCACCAGAAUAUGACAGUGCAUAUUUGCAAAAGGGAGAUGCAGCGCCUACCGAGACGCUUACUGUCUUUUUCGAGAGUCCUGAACAGUACUUGGCUGAAGGCGUAUCCAGCAUUCGGAAGCCAGAAGCUGUUCGGCAGAACAGCAGGGGGUUGUCUAUGGCUACAGCGGGCGUGCUUCCUCAGUAUACAUUUCGUCAGGAGUACGUUGUUUACGACUCCUCGCAAGUUGUGCCGAAUUACCUGGUCAUUUUUGAAGUGGACCCAACGGAGCCUGAGCUGUUUGCCGUGCCCCUCUGUGACAAUUGCCAAGACUUUCCGGCUGCAAUAUGGUGCCCUGCGGACACAGCCAAGCUGUGUGAGGGCUGCGACGAGCGGCUACACACCACCAACCAGCUCGUUUCACGGCACAUCAGAGUUCCUUUAAAUGAGAUGCCCAAGCUAAGCGGACGUUGCAAACAGCAUAUGAACGAAACCUGCGAGGCUUUUUGCACAAUGUGUCAUGCCCCUGUUUGCCGUUUGUGUCGUCCAAAUCAUUUGCACAUCCAGGACGCUGGUCGGAGCUCAAGCAAAAAGAAGAGAGCCACAGGCACCUUAGUGCCCCUCUCUCGCGCGUAUUCUGGCACUCUGGAAAGGCGGAGAAGGCCACAUUUUUUUUUGGAAAUGCGCAGGAAGGAGCUGAAUGCAAGGCUGGACGCAGUUCAGAAGCUGAUUGACGGUGGGAGGCGGAACUGCCGUUCUAUUGAGCAGCGAUGCUACGCUAUUCUGGAGGAGGCGAUGAAUCAAUUGCGAUCAUGUACGGAGGACAAAAUGGGUGUAGUCUUGUGUCAGCAAUUCGAGCUCCAGAGGCAGAUGGACAUGAUAGAAUGGGGGGAGAGCUUCUUGCGGCUCCAGCGCUCGAUUUUGCCGCCUGCUGACUACUUGGCUGCCUGGCUUCGACACUGCCGCUUACGAGAUGAAAUGGAAUCCUUGGCUGGAGAUGUGUCAGACCUUUCACAGAUGGCUGUGCCGAAUAUGCGUUUGGAUGGCACCGUUGAAUUUCUCACGGACACAAUGCUAAGGCACAGGGAAAGGCAUCGAUUGCAAGGCAAGAAGGACUGA